UGAGACUCAGAAUGACACAAUGAGGGAGACAACAGAGAAACUGAGGGAGACACUCAUUUAUUCCUUCAUUCAUUUACUGACUCAGCAGAUAGUUAUUGGGUACCAGCUGUGUCUGGGCAGUGCAGAUCACAGACGCAAAUCCCUGCCCUCAAUGGGGCUGACAGGUCUGGUGGUGACAGCCCAGAAACACAUAAUGAGUAAAUCCCAUCCUUGGGAGCAAUCAGGGUUGGGGAAUAGGAGAAUAGGGGACACGCGAGCUAGACCCCCGUUGUCUGGGAAGGGGGCAGAGGUUCCCACCAGAAUCCUGGCUGCGCCUGCACUCCCCCUCUCACCCCAAGCAGGAUGUGGGAGCGGGGGAAAUCGGGAGGAGUCUGCCCCCAGGAGCCGCCGGGACCAAACUGCUGUGGGGAAGGGAUUCAGGCUACCGCCAUCCCUGCCGAAGACCCCUCCUAACCCACGCUGUUGGGGUCCCUCGGCCGACCGGGAAUCCGUAGAGUGCAGCUCAGGAGGCUCAGUCGAAAGAGUGGCAUCAGCUCUCUCAGCUCCAGGCUGCGCUACCGUGCUGAGCUCACGACCAGGGCGCAGGCCUUGGGGCGGGCGGCCCAUGGAUCCGGGGCUGCUGAGGCCGGCGCCGGUGAGCGAGGUCAUCGUCCUGCACUACAACUACACCGGCAAGCUCCGCGGUGCGCGCUACCAGCCCGGCGCGGGACUGCGUGCCGACGCUGUAUUGUGCCUGGCUGUGUGCGCGCUCAUCGUGCUCGAGAACUUGGCGGUACUGUUAGUGCUCGGACGUCACCCGCGCUUCCAUGCACCCAUGUUCCUGCUCUUGGGCAGCCUUACACUGUCUGACCUGCUGGCCGGCGCCGCCUACGCCGCCAACAUCCUACUGUCCGGGCCACUCACGCUGCGCCUAUCGCCCGCGCUCUGGUUUGCGCGCGAGGGUGGCGUCUUUGUUGCUCUGGCCGCUUCUGUGCUGAGCCUCCUGGCCAUCGCCCUGGAACGCCUCCUCACCAUGGCGCGCCGGGGACCUGCGCCCGCUGCUGGUCGGGGGCGCACGCUGGCGCUGGCGGCUGCCACCUGGGGCGUGUCGCUGCUCCUCGGGCUACUGCCAGCGCUGGGCUGGAAUUGCCUGGGCCACCUGGACGCCUGCUCCACGGUCCUGCCGCUUUACGCCAAAGCCUACGUGCUCUUCUGCGUGCUUGUCUUCCUUGGCAUCCUGGCCGCCAUCUGUGCGCUUUACACGCGCAUCUACUGCCAGGUGCGAGCCAACGCACAGCGCCUGCGGGCGCGUCCUGGGGCUGUUGGGGGCCUCCCCAGGCGACCGCGCCGCACGCCGCGCUCGCUGGCUCUGUUGCGUACUCUCACUAUAGUGCUCCUGGCCUUUGUGGCGUGUUGGGGCCCCCUCUUCCUGCUGCUCUUGCUCGACGUGGCUUGCCCGGCACGCGCCUGCCCCGUGCUCCUUCAGGCGGACGCCUUCCUGGGCCUGGCCAUGGCCAACUCUCUUCUGAACCCGAUCAUCUACACGCUCACCAACCGCGACCUGCGCCACGCGCUCCUUCGCCUUGUCUGCUGCGGCCGCCGCCCCUGUGGCCGAGACUGGGGCGCCUCCCCGCGGUCCGGGAGCGCCGCUGGGGCUUCAGACGGACUGCACCGCUGGCUGCCCUCCGUCCAGGAUGGCAGCUCCAGCCGCUUCGAACGCUCGUCGCCCCAGAGAGACGGACUGGACACCGGCGGCUCCAAUGGCGCGCCCACAGCCGCCGGGACCCUGGUAUCCGCACCCGCAUCAGCCGCAGACUGACGCCGUCUGGCCCGCCAUUACCA
Molecule: messenger RNA, 1821 nt
Organism: Hipposideros armiger (great roundleaf bat)
Lineage: Eukaryota; Metazoa; Chordata; Mammalia; Chiroptera; Hipposideridae
Gene: S1PR5
Product: sphingosine-1-phosphate receptor 5
Exons: 4
Coding region: 20-1798 (592 amino acids)
Biological process (GO): G protein-coupled receptor signaling pathway
Cellular component (GO): membrane
Molecular function (GO): sphingosine-1-phosphate receptor activity
Source: RefSeq, a predicted model, not a curated record